UUUUGGGUUUCAGGGAGCGAGAGAGAUGGACUACAACCUAGCUGCUCUUAAGCUGCUGUGUGUCCAACUGAAAGACGCGCAAGAAACUUCUUCCGAGAACGCCAUGGAAUUGCACAACAUCAUAUUCCAACGUGCCUGGUUACAGGGCAUUUUGGUCGAUGUCUCCGCCGACGGAGAGUGCUUGUAUCUCGACGACGGCACCGGCGUCAUCGAGCUCUCCCUCAGACCCGAGUUUCGCGGCCGCCCUUGGAAUAUCGGAAUGUAUGUAAUGGUUGUUGGACGCUACAUGGUCCGUACGGAUGAGCCCCCAAUGAUCCAGGUUCACAAGAUGGUUGAUCUUUCGGCUUCCCCUGAUCGAGAGGCAAUGUGGUACCUUGAAGUUUUGGAGGCAUACAAAAUGUUCUAUCAGCCCUUAAUGGAAGGACCUGUGUAACCUUGUUUUUUUCUUUUUGUUUUUCUUAGACUAUUUAGCAGGGAUAGAAAGAUGAUUUACCACAUGUGCAGAUCCCAAACAAAGAAAAUUUUGUUCUGCUUUUUUCAGUGCCUAAACAAGGAGAAGACCCUUCACAUUAUGAACUCUUUGUUUGACAAAAUGUCACAUGUACAAGAUCGGGGUUGAUAGUUAUAUAGCUCAUACAGGCCCUGGAGUACCUUUGAACUGAUCAUAUUUGGUCCCCCUGCUUAGUUUCUGAGUACUUUGUAUGAUAAGGUGGCUGGGGAGGUUGACAGUCCCACCAUCUGUUCCAGCCUUGCCUCGGUGGUGCUGGAGGGGCAGUUUCGGCUUCAGCAAUGAUGUUCUCACAACUUUAUGUUCCUUUUCCUGUUGGAGAUCCAAAGAAAUUUUGUUCCUCCUAGUGAUAUUUUGUAACAAACCUUUGUCGCUGUGACUCUAGUCUAUUCUUUGAA
Molecule: messenger RNA, 906 nt
Organism: Prunus persica (peach)
Lineage: Eukaryota; Viridiplantae; Streptophyta; Magnoliopsida; Rosales; Rosaceae
Product: recQ-mediated genome instability protein 2
Exons: 4
Coding region: 26-433 (135 amino acids)
Biological process (GO): maintenance of rDNA; DNA repair; regulation of sister chromatid segregation
Cellular component (GO): cytosol; nuclear speck
Source: RefSeq, a predicted model, not a curated record